AUGCUAUAUUUUUUUAUUAUUCCGUUAUGGAGACAGAAUAUAAUAUAUUUUUCGCAUCUAUCUAUCACAGUCUUCUUUCUCUGUCUCUCUCUCUCUCUCGCUGUCUCUCUCUGUCUCUGUUUGUCCGUUUGUGUGUCUGUUUGUUUUCAAACUUCUCUCUCUCUCUCUCUCUCUCUCUCUCUCUCUCUCUCGUUUAUCAAAUUUGCACUCUCUCUCUCUCUCUCUCUCUCUCUAUCUAUCUAUCUUGUCUGUCUAUUUUUUUUAAUCUCACCAUCAUAUUUCACUCUGUCCCCCUUUCACCGUUUUUCUCCCUUAUCACUAUACCCUUCUCUCUCUCUCUCUGUUUUUCUCUCAUAUUUCUUUCUCGUUCUAUCAUCUCCCCCCCUUCUCUCAUUUUCCAAUCCCUCACUUUUUCUCUUUCACCUUCUCUCAGUCUGUCUGACUCCUUUUCCUUUUACUUUCACUUUCACUUUCUCUCUCAUUUUUCUCUUUUCCUCUCGCCUUCUUUCGCUUUCAUUUUCAUCUCUCGUUCUAAUUUUCUUCUUUCCUUUGUUUAUUUUUUUCUUCCUUCUCUUUUUCUCUUUUUACAGCAUUUCAAUCUUUGUCCCUCUUACAUUUAUUUUCUCUUUCACUUCUCUCUCUCUCUCAUUUUUCUCUUUUUCUCCCAUUUCGCUUUCCCUCAUUUUUCUCCCUCUUUUCUCACUCAUUUUGAUCUCUCGUUUCUUCUCUUUUUUCUUUCUCUCCCAUUUUCUCUCUUUCUCUCUCUCUCACUUUCUCUCAUUCUCUCUCAUUUUGUUCUUUCUCUCCCAUUUUCUCUCUUUCUCUCUCUCUCACUUUCUCUCAUUCUCUCUCAUUUUUCUGUUUUUCUCACUUUCGCUCUGUCUCCUUUUUCUCCCUUCAUUCUCACUCAUUUUGAUCUCUCGCUAUAAUUUCUCUCUCUCUUUUUUCUCUUUUUUCUUUCUUUACCAUUUUCUCUCUCUGUCUCUCUCUCUUUCACUUUCUCUCAUUCUCUCUCAUUUUUCUCUUUCUGUCCUUGUUCCUUCUCUUCUUCAUUUUCUCCCUCCAUUCUCACUCAUUUUGAUCUCUCGUUAUAAUUUGUCUCUCUCCUUUUUUCUCUUUUUUCUUUCUCUCCCAUUUUCUCUCUCACUCUCUCUCUCUCUCUCUCUCUUUCUCUCAUUGUCUCUCAUUUUUCUCUUUCUAAUCUCUCUCUCUCAAAGAAAAAUUGUCUCUCAUUUUUCUCUAUCUGCCACUCAUUUUAUUUUCUUCUCUCUCUCUCUCUCUCUCUUUCACUUUUGCUCAUCCACUCUCAUUUUUCUCUUUCCCACGUUGUUCAUUCUCUCAAUUUUUCUCUCUCGAAUCACAUUCUUCUCUCUCUUUUCUCAUUCAUAUUCGUCUCUCUUUCUAAUUUUUCUCUCUCUUUUUCUCUUUUUUCCUUCCUUUAACAUUUUUCUCAGUCUCUCUCACACUUUUUCUCUUUCACUUUCUCUCAUUCUCUGUCAUUGUUCAUUUUUUUCUCCAUUUUUUCUAGAUUUAAUUUUUUCUCCCUUUUGA
Molecule: messenger RNA, 1551 nt
Organism: Acanthosepion pharaonis
Lineage: Eukaryota; Metazoa; Mollusca; Cephalopoda; Sepiida; Sepiidae
Source: the annotation of a GenBank genome assembly